CCAGGUGGCGCUAGUAGCCGCCAUGGGCUCGGCGGUACCGUCGCCGCCGGCGGCUGCCAGUGGCAGCGCGCCGCGGUCAGCGGGACCGCCGCACGAGGACGCCAUGCUGGCCGAGGAGCGUGAUCUCGCUGACGAUGCCCAGUGGAAGCGCAUUCAGCAGAACACCUUCACCCGCUGGGCCAACGAGCACCUGAAGCCGCGCCACCGUCGGAUCAACUCGCUGGAGACGGACCUGCAGGAUGGACUCAACCUGAUCGCGCUGAUCGAGGAGCUCAGCGGGAAGCGGAUGCCGCGCCACAGCCGGCAGCCCACGUUCCGCUCGCAGAAACUGGAGAAUGUGUCUGUGGCGUUGCGAUUCCUGGAGAGGGACGAGCACAUCAAGAUCGUCAACAUCGAUUCGACCCACAUCGUGGACUGCCAGCUGAAGCUGAUCCUGGGUCUGAUAUGGACACUGAUCCUGCACUACAGCAUCUCCAUCCCCAUGUGGGAGGGCGACAACGGCCUGGAAGAGGCCGACGACAGGCCCGAGCCAGCGCCCAGAGUCAGGCUGAUGAACUGGGUGGGCUCCAAGAUGCCCGGUCUGCCUGUGAAAAACUUCACCUCAGACUGGAGGGACGGAAAGGCGAUCGGCGCUCUGGUGGACGGUGUGGCACCAGGUCUGUGUCCCGACUGGUCCAACUGGAGGUCAGAAGACGCCCUAAGGAACGCCUCCGAAGCCAUGGGCCUGGCUGACGACUGGCUCAACGUGCCGCAGCUGAUCCGACCUGAGGACAUGAUCAACCCGAACGUCGACGAGCUGUCGAUGAUGACGUAUCUCUCGCAGUACCCCAACGCCAAGCUGAAGCCCGGCGCGCCGCUCCGUAGCAAGACCAACCCCGACAGCACGCCUGUCUCGACGGCCCCCGGAUCAGCCAGAGUGCGAUGCUAUGGGCCGGGCGUGGAACCCUCCGGCCUGGCGGUCGGUGUUCCCACUACCUUCACGGUGGAGACGUUCGCCGCCGGCCAGGGCAAGGUCGAGUGUGAUCUCAUCAGGCCCGACGGACGCAUCGAACCGAUCGAGACCAAGUUUUCCGGCGACGCAACAAUGACCUACCGGUGCAGCUACACGCCUAGUUGCGAGGGUCGCCACCAGGUGUCAGUGCUGUUCGCCGGCCGGCCAGUACCCCGCUCUCCCUUUCCUGUGACCGUGGAGGGGCCGGCCGGUGACCCAAACAAGGUCACCGCCUCGGGACCCGGGCUGCGGCCGACCGGAGUGGUGGCCGGCAAACCGACCUACUUCGACCUCUUCACCAAAGACGCCGGCCGCGGUUCGCCGGAGGUCAUGGUGCUGGACUCGCAGGGGAAGAGCCUGCCGCCCUCGCAGCUGAGCCUGAGACCUGUAGCAGAUGGUCGGUGGCGGUGCGACUUCACCGCCCCUCAGUCCGGCCUCCACUCAGUCAACGUGCUGUUUGACCGGCGGCCGAUCGCCGGCAGCCCGUUCCCGGUCAAAGUGGGACCAGCCUGCGACCCGCGCCGUGUCCGUGUCACGGGCAGAGGUCUGCAGUCGCACGGAGUCCGUGUCGGUGACACGGCUGACGUACGGGUCUGGACCGACGGCGCUGGUGACGGCCAGCCGCAGCUGCGGGUUGUCGCACCAGGAGGAACGACGGAUACUGUGCCAUUGAGAAAGGUAGCCGACAGCGUGUAUGAGGGCGAGUUUUAUCCGACUCGCGAGGGACGUUACAUCGCUAUGAUUUCCUAUGGCGGACAGGAGAUCCCCAAGUCACCAUUUGAGGUCAACGUCGGUCCUAUGAAGGAAUCCGCAAUUCACUGCUUCGGACCGGGUCUGCGAGGUGGCGUUGCGGGCGCUCCAGCCGUCUUCACCGUGGACACUGGCGGCGAGACGGGCGCCCUGGGGUUCAGCAUCGAGGGUCCCUCCCAGGCGGCCAUCCAGUGCCGAGACAACGGCGACGGCUCGGCUGAUGUGAGCUACUUUCCGACGGCGCCCGGAGAGUACGCCGUGCACGUGCUGUGCGAGGGAGAGGACAUACCCCAGUCGCCGUGGAUGGCGCGGAUCUCACCGCCCGUUCAUGGAGACCCGACCAAGGUGAAGGUGACCGGUGUUCAGUCGGAGGGGGUUACCGCUGGCCAGCCGUCACAGUUCAGUAUCGACACGCGACAGGCGGGCGGGGCGCCGCCUCAGUUGACCAUAAUGGAUGAGCAGUUCCAGACAGUACCGGCACGGCUCACGGAGAAAACGCCGGGCGUAUUCCGUGCCGACUACACACCCAACAUCGGCGGAAAACAGACCAUCCAGGUAGAAUACUCUGGUGUGGCGGUGCCCGGCUCUCCGUUCCGAGUUCAGGCCGCCGACCGGCUGGACGCCAGCAUGGUCCGGCUGUUCGGACCGGCCCUGGAGCCCGGAGUCAAGGCCCAGCUGCCCACACAUUUCAACGUAGACGCCCACGGCGCCGGACAAGGCGAACUGCAGGCGGUGAUGCGAGAGGACCGCAGCGGUACCGAGGUACCGGUACGGAUCACCGACCACGGCGACGGUACGCUGCGUGGGGAGCUGACGUACCCGCGCCAGGGCACGUACACCCUGCACGCCCAGUUUGGCGGGAGGCCGGUGCCGCAGAGCCCUGUCCGCGUCACUGUUCAGCCCGGAGUGAACGUGUCCCAGAUCAGAGUCGAGGGACUCGAACCCAGUGUCUUCGUCGACUCGCCGGCUGACGUCACGCUGGACGCGCGCAGCGUGGCCGGCUGUGAGGAGGGACGGGUCACCUGCCUCAUCACCAACCCCUCGGGCGACACGACGCCCUCGUAUGUGGAGUCGGGCCGGGAUGGAACGUUCCAGAUCUCCUACACGCCGUUCGAGGAGGGUCGUCAUGAGAUCGAGAUUGCCUAUAACGGUGUCCAGGUGCCGGGCUCGCCGUUCUUUGUGCACGUUCGGCGAGGCUGCGAGCCCAGCCGGGUGACUGCCACGGGGCCGGGCCUGCGAGCGGCGACCGUCAACAAACCCAACUCGUUCACCGUCAACACCAGAGGAGCGGGCACCGGCGGUCUGGGUCUGGCCAUCGAGGGCCCCUCCGAGGCUAAGAUGUCCUGUGUGGAUAACCUGGACGGCUCGUGCCUGGUCCAGUACAUCCCCACCGAGCCCGGAGAGUACGAUGUCAACAUCAAGUUCGCCGACCAACACAUUCCUGGAUCUCCGUUCAAGGUACCGGUGGCGUGUGAGGUGGACGCCGGCGCCGUCAUCGCGCACGGCCCGGGCGUGACCGCCGACAGCUGCCGCGCCAACGUACCCAUGUCGUUCACCGUGGACGCCACGCGGUCGGCGCCGGCUGAGCUACGUGUCGACGUGCGCAGCGACAGGGGUCCUCUGCCCCGCCGGCCGUCGGUUAAGGAUAACCGGGACGGCACGUAUGAGGUGACGUACGAGCCGCCGCCAGAGGGCAGCAUCUGCAUCCCGCGAGUCACCUGGGGUGGAGUUGACAUCCCUGGCAGUCCGUGGCGUCUGCCGGUGCGGCCGACCUGCGAGCCGUUUCGGGUACGUCUUUCCGGGCCGGGAGUAUCCGGCCGCGGCCUGCCCGCCUCCCUGCCCACCCAGUUCACCAUAGACACCAGGCAGGCCGGCUUCGGCGACCUCGAGGCACAGGUCAUGGGUCCGGACCAGCAGCCGCGCACGGUGGAGAUCAUUGAUAACGAGGACGGCACGUUCACGGGCUGGUACACGCCGGAUGACUGCGGCCAGUACCGGGUGACCGUCCGGUACGGCGGCCGGCCGGUGGCCACCGCCGCCGUGCCCGUCCAGGUCGUGCCCAGUGGACAGGCGGACCGGUGCCGGGUGGAGCAGGGCGACCUCCGGGACCAGGUGAUCAGCGUCGGAGAGGAGCAGUGUAUCACCGUCGACGCCAAACGCGCCGGAACCGGAAACAUCACGUGCCGGGUCCGCUCCGCAUCCGGAUCCAGCUGUGCCGAUGUGGAUGUCGAGGACAACAGAGACGGCACCUACAAGGUGUACUUUCGGGUGGACAAGCCCGGAGAAUAUGUGCUUAAUAUUAAGUUUGGUGGGGAGACCAUUCCAGACGGACUGUACACAUUCACGGCGCAGGCCGAGGUACCGGUGACUGCCUCUCGGACCCAGCAACUGAAUGCGUACAACUCUCUGCGCUCGCCGGUUCCUGAACAGCGCAGCUUCCGACCAGUAGAGCUCAGUGGCAUUCCUCUGCCCUCGUCAGGAGGACGUGUUACAGCCGAAGUCGUGAUGCCGAGCGGCAAUAAGGACGCCGUGGUGGUGCAGGACAACCGCGACGGAACCGUCUCCGUCAAAUACGAGCCUAAGGAGGAGGGCGUCCAUGAGCUCAAUGUCAAGUACAAUGGAGAGCAUGUGCAAGGCUCUCCGUUCAAGUUCCACGUCGACUCCAUCUCCAGCGGCUACGUGACCGCCUACGGACCGGGCCUGAUCUAUGGCAUCACCGGCGAGCCGGCCAACUUCACCGUGUCGACCAAGGAUGCCGGCUCAGGCGGCCUGGCGCUGGCCGUGGAGGGCCCCAGCAAGACGGACAUCAACUGCCACGAUAACAAGGACGGCACCGUGUCCGUCAGCUAUCUGCCCACGUCGCCCGGCAUCUACCACGUCUCCGUCAAGUUCGCCGACAAGGACAUCAAGGGCAGCCCCUUCCCGGUCAAGGUCACAGGCGAGGGCCGCAAGCGUAACCAGGUCUCGAUGGGAGCUCAGUCGGAGGUCACGCUGCCCGGAAAGGUGACGGAGAAGGACAUCAAGCUGCUGAACGCCCUAAUCACCGCGCCCUCCGGUCUCGAGGAGCCGUGCUUCCUCAAGAAACUCGACAAGGACCAACUGGGCAUUUCGUUCACUCCCCGCGAGAUCGGCCAGCACCUGGUGGCCGUGAAGAAGAAGGGCACUGAGAUCGCCGGCUCGCCGUUCAAGAUCAUGGUCAGCCCGCACGACGUCGGUGACGCCCUGAAGGUGAAGGUGGAGGGCAGCGCUCUGACCUCCGGAAAGACGCACCAGCAAAACAAGUUCACCAUCGACACCAAGUCUGCAGGCUACGGCGGUGUGUCCCUCUCCAUGGAGGGACCCAGCAAGGCCGAGAUCAAGUGCGACGACAAGGGAGACGGCAAGCUGGAGGUCUCCUACAACCCCAAGGAGCCCGGCUUCUACAUCAUCAACCUCAAGUUCGCUGACCAUCAUGUCAAGGGCUCGCCAUUCACCUGCAAGGUGACCGGCGAGGGCUCCAACACCCAAACGGAGCGCAUCAAGCGGGACCGUGCCGCCGCUCCCCUCACCGCUGUCGGCACUGACUGCGCGCUCACCUUCAAAAUGCCGGGCGUCUCGGCUCUCGAGCUCUCCGCCUCUGUCGCCUCUCCGGGUGGUGUGGUCGAGGAUGCGUCCAUCUCGGAGCUCGAGGACAGCCUGCACGCGGUGAAAUUCGUGCCCAAGGAGCUGGGCGUCCACACGGUGUCGGUGCGCUACAGGGAUGUGCACAUCCCCGGGUCGCCGUUCCAGUUCACUGUUGGACCGCUGAAGGACGGCGGCGCGCACCGCGUCCACGCCGGCGGUCCCGGUCUGGAGCGGGGUGAGCAGGGCUGUCCUUGCGAGUUCAACGUGUGGACCCGAGAGGCCGGCGCCGGAUCCCUCGCCGUCAGUGUGGAGGGCCCGAGCAAGGCCGAGAUCGACUUCAAGGACCGUCAGGACGGCUCGUGCUACAUCAGCUACGUCGUCUCCGAGCCAGGCGAGUACCGCGUGGGUAUCAAGUUCAACGACUCGCACAUCCCCGACUCUCCGUACAAGGUGUUUGUGUCUCCGGCCAACAAGGACGCGCACAAGGUCACCGUGGGCCAACUGCCCGACGCCGGAGUGCAGGUGGACAAGCCGAUCAUCUUCACUGUGGACCGCACCGGCUGCAAGGGUCAGAUGGACUGCAAGGUGGUCAACCCGAGCGGCCACGAGGACGACUGCUUCAUCACCUACCUGGACGACGACACGUACUCGGUCCGAUUCCUGCCAAAGGAGAACGGCAUCCACCAGCUUCACGUCAAGUGGAACAGCGUGCACGUGCCCGGCUCGCCGUUCCGGCUGAAGAUCGGCAGGCAGGACGCCGACCCUGCUGCCGUGCACGCGCACGGAAAGGGUCUGGAGAAGGGUCACACCGGCCACAAGUCGGACUUUAUUAUCGACACGUGCAGCGCAGGAGCCGGCACCCUAGGCGUUACCAUCGACGGACCUUCCAAGGUGGCUAUGGACUGUACCGAGGUCGAUGAGGGCUACAAGGUGCGCUACACCCCACUCAACCCCGGCCACUACUACGUGGCCAUCAAGUACGACGGCUAUCACAUCGUCGGCUCGCCCUUCAAGGUCGAGGUCACCGGCGAUGAGCUGGCCGAGAUGGGACCCAAGGAGCAGUCCACAGUGGUGGUGGAGACCAUCGCCAAACAGCGAAAGGGACAGCAGGAGAAACACGUCGUCUCGCUGCCCAAGUUCGACUCAGACGCCUCCAAAGUGCAGUCCAAGGGCAUGGGCCUGAAGAAGGCAUACCUGAACCGUCAGAACCAGUUCCAGAUUGAUGCCGGUACCGCAGGUCAGGAUAUUCUGUGGGUGGGCUGUUUCGGUCCCAAGAACCCGUGCGAGGAGGUUCACAUCAAGCACAUGGGCCGUAAUCAGUACCAGGUGCACUACACGGUCAAGGAGCGCGGCAAGCACAUUCUGGCCGUCCGCUGGGGCGCCGACAACAUCCCCGGAUCGCCGUUCGAGAUCGAGGUGUAGGCGGGGCGCUCCAUGCCCGCGCCAGUCCGGUGCCUUUCCCGUGCCUUGGUGCGUGCGUGACCGCCGCACAGAUCUGAGCUCGUAUCAGUGUCGGCCGUCGGGGCUGACGGCGCCGCUGGGUUGUCCCCGCUGCCCGAGUGUCGGCCAUCGCUGAACAGAGCGGCGAGCCGCUCUCUGGAGAGGCGGUCCGCGCUCAGCGCCCUCUGCCGGCGGCCUGUACCAGCUCGUGUUCAUAGAGUGCCCGCCGCGAGGUGUGGGCGCCCCGAGCCGUCUUCCGUGGCGCCCGUCGGCCGGUCGCCGGCCGCCCGCUCAGGCUAGGCGCCCCGCGUGUGUAUCUGCGUGUACCGCCCCGUGAUCCGCUAACCUGUGUAUCUCCGGCGCUCUAACCGUGUGCCAAUAGUGGGCCCAGGCGGGCCGUCCACCGCCUCCCGACUGGGGCGAGCGAACGGCGCUCGGCUGCGGCCCCUGGUGCCAACUGCCCCCUCGUGGCACCCGCUGCGCGCUGCUUGAUCCACCAUGACGAGCUCAUUUGAUAGAGGUGUGGUUAUAUAUGACGCGAAAUAAAACAAUCGACACCUA
Amphibalanus amphitrite is the source of this 7345-nucleotide messenger RNA. Its product is annotated as filamin-A-like. Gene Ontology annotation, molecular function: actin filament binding. Lineage: Eukaryota; Metazoa; Arthropoda; Thecostraca; Balanomorpha; Balanidae. Gene Ontology annotation, biological process: actin cytoskeleton organization. The record is from RefSeq and is a predicted model, not a curated record. The transcript is spliced from 40 exons. The coding region runs from base 23 to 6766 and encodes 2247 amino acids.